Messenger RNA from Pogoniulus pusillus (Red-fronted tinkerbird), 3007 nucleotides. RefSeq names its product oxidative stress induced growth inhibitor 1 (gene OSGIN1). Bases 136 to 1635 code for a protein of 499 amino acids. Gene Ontology annotation, biological process: negative regulation of cell growth. Gene Ontology annotation, molecular function: growth factor activity. NCBI's taxonomy places the organism in Eukaryota, Metazoa, Chordata, Aves, Piciformes, Lybiidae. The transcript has 6 exons. The record is from RefSeq and is a predicted model, not a curated record.
AUUUAAACAGCGGUGUUAGAGCAGAGGCAGGAUUGAAGGCUUGUGGUUUGGUUGGCUUUCCUGACUGGACAGGCAUUUCCCUAAAGAUCCCACUGCUUAUCAGACCUGCUGCUGAAGGUAGAUUCCAGACCCUAAAUGCUUCCAGACAGGAAGAUGUAUGCAUCAAGGACCAGACCCCAAAAUAAGAGUGGGUUUGACCCACUGCCUGUUGUGAUCAUAGGGAAUGGACCUUCAGGAAUCUGUCUCUCCUAUUUGCUGUCAGGCUACAUCCCUUACUUCAAAAGAGACUCUGUUCAUCCUCAUCCCAUUCUUCAGAGGAAACUGGAAGAGGCACCUGAUGUCUCCAUUUUGGACCAGGAUCUGGAGUAUCUGUCUGAAGGCCUGGAAGGACGAUCCCACAGCCCUGUGGCUCUUCUGUUUGAUACUCUUCAGCGUCCAGACACAGACUUUGGUGGAACAGCAGAAUCUGUCCUCACUUGGUGGCAGGAGACUGACAGAGCCAUUCCCCACUUGGUCCUUGGCAGAAACGCUCCUGGGGGUGCCUGGCAUUCUAUUGAGGGCUCUAUGGUUACCCUGAGCAGAGGGGAAUGGAUGGGACUCCCAGAUCUCCCCUUCAAAGACUGGCUAAAGCAAAAAAGAAGAGGCCUCAGAAACAACAGAGCCACAGCAGAAGACAUUGCUCAGUAUUACCAACACUAUGUGAUGAAGAAAGGGCUGCAGAAGAAUUUCAGAUGUGGAACUGUUGUGACCUCUGUGAGGAAAGUGAGUGCAGAGAGCAUCUCCAACCAUGCAGAGAAAGACCAGCAGGCCAACAGUGACUCGCUCUGGAACUUCAAUGAGAGAAGUACAGAGGUCUUCCAAGUAGAUGGGUUUUUCAAAACUGUGGAAGGUGACAAGGAGCCCUUUUCCAUCUAUGCAGAGAACGUGGUCUUAGCUACAGGAACAUAUGAUAGUCCUACCUGGCUUGGAGUGAAGGGAGAGAACCUUUCCUAUGUCUAUCACCAGUUGUCUGCCCUAGAGGAAGCAGUGAAGAACAGUAGCAUUGGCAUCACAUCAGAUCCAGUCUUGAUUGUGGGUGCUGGUUUGACAGCUGCUGAUGCAAUUCUCUUUGCUCAUCAUUGCAAUAUUCCAGUAAUCCAUGUUUUUCGGAGGGGAGUCAGUGAUCCAGGUCUUAUUUUUAACCAGCUCCCCAAAAUGAUGUACCCUGAAUACCACAAGGUCCAUCAGAUGAUGAAAGAACAAACAGCUGCUUGUGCUGGGCCCUAUGAAUGCUAUGUUAGCUUUCCUGAGCAUCACGUGCUGUCCUUUGGCAAGGACAAGAAAUGCAUCUUGCAGGACAAGAAUGGCUGCCAGAAAGUUUAUAAAGUUUCCAUGGCUCUUGUUCUAACUGGCUCAAACCCCAACCUCUCCUUUCUGCCAGAUAAUGGCAUUGGCUUGGCAGUGGACAAUGGCCAACCAGUCAGUCCAAAGAGGAAUCCCAUAGAUGUUGACCCAUUUACCUAUGAGUGCACUCAGGACAAAGGGCUUUAUGCUCUGGGACCUCUGGCUGGAGACAACUUUGUGCGCUUUGUUCAGGGAGGGGCUCUGGCUGUGGCCAGCUCCCUGUUAAAGAAAGCAAACAAAAAUCCUCCUUAACAACAAACCCUCUGCUGACCAUCUGGAUGGGUUACUGCUGUCUUCAGAGAGAAGCAAGUCAUCUGAUUUGGACAUCCUCAAAUGUAAAGCCCACUCCUCAUAUUCUCCAAGGCUCUACAGAGAGUCACUAAGUUAUUGAAUUGAGGAGAUUAAGACACUAAAACACAGUGUGGACUUCACAGAUGGCAGUACCUUCAGUCCCUGGGAAUCCUAGGCCCUUCCCUGCAUAGCUAUGGGAGCUUUGACUCUUCUCUGGAGAAGUAGGAAGCAAGAGAGAGACUGCACUUCUAUGUGGACCUUCUAGGUUGCUGAAAAUGGAAUUGGGGAACAAUCAAUGCUAGUUAAUUUCAAGGUCAACAAACCUGUGUCUGCCGGUGUCUUUUUCAUGAAGCAAAGUGAGUGACAUGGGUUGGUUUGCCCCUGUGGCUCAGCUGUGUGUUCUUAUUUGACCAGAAGUCACUGAAAGGUGCUGAAAUCACAGAAAUUCCUGAAAGGUGGACCAUCUCUGACCCCUGAAGUGCUGCCACUCUGCAAGUAAACUGACACAGAAACAGCCAAAAAACAAUCAUCUCACUGACACCAGCAACAAGUAACCUGCAAUAUCACAGGAAUCUCUUGAUUAAAAAGAAAUGCUUUUAUCCCCCUCCUUCUUGAGAAGGAAUGGUACUGAUUUACAACGCCUUGGUUUGCCAUCUUGCUGCUUUCUACUUUCUAACUCCUAAAACUGCAACAGCCAAAUUCUUGGCAGCUGCUGUAGAGAGAGCGGAACUAAUGAGAAGCUGCUGAUCUGCCUUGUAUCUGCCCAGAUGCUGUCUGGGGCUUCUGCUGCACAGACUGUUUCAGGAAGAUGCAAUAUUGCCUAUUGAAUUUCUAAUGUAAUGUGAUUUUUGAGUUUUAUUUUUUUAAGAACAGGGGAAAUUGGCACUGUCACUUUUGAUAUUUCUGUGCUGUGUAUGGCAGGGUUUUUAUACUGGUUUUCUAAAAGCCUUUUAUUGGCAAAACUGCUUUGUUACAAGCUUGCCGUCAGAGUUGUGAAUGAGCUGGAGGGGGUGGGAAUGAUACGUUCUGUCGCCAACAGCAUUCUCAGCAGGGCCUUUCAUACCUCUCAGGAUAAAAAAACAGAGCUGUAACUAAUCUUGUUUGAUGUAAGGACAGGCUCUGCUCCCUGUGCUGCACUGAAACUGUCUCUACCAGGUGCUGCACCUGUCUUUGGAAAGCUGAAUAGACAGGGUGGUGGGAUGCUUGUAACUAGAUCUCCCUCAAGGUGAGAUGGGUAAGGAGCUUCUCUGUGGUGUUGCCCUAUCACACUUGAAUGGUUUUUGCCACUGACUAUUAUUGUAUGAAAUUUUUCAAUAAAGUGAUUUCAGAAUUA